AAAUCGCUAUGACUCCCAAAUCUUACAUAUAGCAAAAGCACGCAAUGUUUCCACCGAAAUUUUAGUUUGACACAACAACAUCACCGAUGGGUGGACCCGAAGCAGCCACGGAACGCUACAGAUCGACAUGGCCCGGCGUCUCCGCGCCUCAGGUGUUUCUUCCUGGAGAUCGGAGAACUGGAGAAGCGAGCGAAUCACUCAGAAGUGUGCGUGGUUGGCUAUUGGCUUGCGUUUUCCUUCGGGCGGGGAUUAGCCUUGACCCUAGCAACCAAAUCCUUACUCCGUGACCCGUCUCCAAGUGAUAAAGUCAAAGUAAAGUUCUACUUAGAAGUUGGCAAAAUCCAGGGCCAACAAUCUUAUCGUUCUACCUACUAGUGUAUUGUCUCGUGGACCGAAGUGACAUCGUAGCAGCUAUUAGCACGACCACGACUUGCAGCACUCAGCUCUCAGCUUGCGCGAACAACACAAGUAGCUAAUCACACAUAGACAAAGUAUCCAACAAGACUUCGUUGAGCCACCCGCCGGGUCCGCCGGUCAUGUCGUCGGGCAGCGGCGCCGCGGCUGUCGCCGGCGCCGAGACGGCGCCGCACUUCGUGCUGGUGCCGAUGAUGGCGGCGGGCCACGCCGGCCCGAUGCUCGACAUGGCGCGGGCCCUGGCGCGCCGGGGCGCGCUCGUCACGUUCGUCACCACGACCCUCAACCUGCCCCGCCUCGGCCGCGGCCCCGGCGACGACGCGAUCCCGAUUCGCUUCCUCCCGCUCCGCUUCCCCUGCGCCGAGGCCGGCCUCCCCGAGGGCUGCGAGAGCCUCGACGCGCUCCCGGGCCCCAGCCUCCUCGGCCGCUUCAACGACGCCUGCGCCAUGCUCCGCGCGCCGCUCGUCGCGUGCCUCCGGGGCGAUGCCGCCGCCGGCGCUCCGGCGAGCUGCGUCGUCGCCGACGCCUGCCACCCGUGGACCGGCGGGGCGGCCCGGGAGCUCGGCGUGCCGCGGCUCGCGUUCGACGGGUUCUGCGCCUUCUCCUCCUUCUGCAUGCGACAGAUGAACGUCCAUAGGAUCUUCGACGGCGUCGACGACGACAGGCGUCCCGUGCGCGUCCCUGGUUUCCCCAUCGACGUCGAGAUAUCGCGGGCACGGUCGCCGGGGAAUUUCACGGGCCCCGGCAUGAAGGAGUUCGGCGAGGAGAUCAUGGCCGAGAGCGCGAGAGCGGACGGCCUGGUGGUGAACAGCUUCGCGGAGCUUGAGCCCCGGUUCGUGGACGCCUACGAGGCGGCCAUCGGCAAGAAGGUAUGGACCAUCGGGCCUCUAUUCCUGAACACCAUGCCGUCGGCGGCGGCGACCGCCGAGGACGCGGCCGCCGUCCGGUGCGCGAAUUGGCUCGAGUCCAAGAAGCCCCGUUCCGUGGUGUUCGUGAGCUUCGGCAGCCUGGUGCGCUCGUCGGUGCCGCAGCUUGCCGAGAUCGCGCAUGGGCUGGAGGCGAGCAACCGGCCGUUCAUCUGGGCGGUCAAGCCCGGCAACCUCGCCGAGUUCGAGUGGUGGCUGUCCGGCGACGGCUUCGAGUCCCGCGUCGGGGAGAUGGGGCUGGUGAUCAGGGAUUCGGCGCCGCAGAGGGCGAUCCUGUCGCACCCGGCGACGGGCGCCUUCGUGACGCACUGCGGCUGGAACUCCGUGCUGGAGUGCGUCGCGGCGGGGCUGCCGAUGGCGACGUGGCCGCACUUCGCGGAGCAGUUCGUGAACGAGAAGCUCGUCGUGGACGUGCUGCGUGUCGGGGUGCCCGUGGGCGUCAAGGACGCGACGCCGUGGGGCGUGGAGGCGGCGGCCCUGGUGGCGAUGAGGGAGGACGUGGCGAGGGCCGUGGCGGAAGUGAUGGACGGCGGGGAGGAGGGCUCCGCGCGGCGGGCGAGGGCCGCCGAGCUCAGCAGGAAGGCGCGGGACGCCGUGGCGCGCGGCGGCUCGUCGGACCGGAACAUGGCGCUUCUCAUGGAACACGUCGAGCGGAAGAAAACCACAGCGUCAGAAGAACAAUAAGCCGCCGAGCGGCAAGCGAGAGAAGGCAUGCUUGUUGUGAGAAGGCCAUGGCAAGUGUUAAAGGCCAUGGCAAGUGUUAUCAACCAGCUUAUUUGAAGAAGAAAUUGCCACUGAGUUCUCUCUAGCCUCACCGUUUAUUCUGAAAGGUGACACUUGAAUACUAGCUAUAUCAUCCAAUUUCUUCCA
Messenger RNA from Panicum hallii, 2210 nucleotides. RefSeq names its product UDP-glycosyltransferase 73D1-like. Lineage: Eukaryota; Viridiplantae; Streptophyta; Magnoliopsida; Poales; Poaceae. The coding region runs from base 537 to 2024 and encodes 495 amino acids. The transcript has a single exon. The record is from RefSeq and is a predicted model, not a curated record. Gene Ontology annotation, molecular function: UDP-glycosyltransferase activity.